AUGAGGGUGCUCUGCCUGCUCUUUGCUGUGUUCCUGCUUUUUUCCUUGGCCACCCCAGGGCAGGGGCAGCCCAAGAGCUCUUGUGACGGGUACUGCUCCUACUUGUGUGGCAAAACCGACGAGUGGACCUUCAGCCCCUCCUGUGGGAAGAUGUACUGCUGCAUCCCCUCACCCAAAAAGGCAAAAUGA
Molecule: messenger RNA, 189 nt
Organism: Pipra filicauda (Wire-tailed manakin)
Lineage: Eukaryota; Metazoa; Chordata; Aves; Passeriformes; Pipridae
Product: small basic protein 1-like
Exons: 2
Coding region: 1-189 (62 amino acids)
Source: RefSeq, a predicted model, not a curated record